Messenger RNA from Exophiala dermatitidis NIH/UT8656, 6548 nucleotides. Its product is annotated as polypeptide N-acetylglucosaminyltransferase. Lineage: Eukaryota; Fungi; Ascomycota; Eurotiomycetes; Chaetothyriales; Herpotrichiellaceae. Gene Ontology annotation, biological process: protein O-linked glycosylation. Bases 856 to 5781 code for a protein of 1641 amino acids. The record is from RefSeq and is a predicted model, not a curated record. The transcript has a single exon. Gene Ontology annotation, molecular function: glycosyltransferase activity; protein binding.
AAACGAUGCUCUGGCACCGUAUGAAUGGAUGUGCAAUCAUGAGGCGUAAAUUAUGUCUUGUCCGCUCUCACGAAGCCGACACGACCGCAGAGGAACCCUUUUCAUGCAAGGGCGUAUUCGUUCAUCCUCAGCUGGAAGUUGUCCUUGAUAAGCACUGCAGUGGCAGCAGAGAGUAUCCUACGUAGUUCUGUCGAGAAGUUGAAGACCGCAACUUGAAGCGCGACUCCACCGCCGCUGCCUGCGACUCGGAUAUUGAGCGGACCGUCUUGGUUGUUCCCUUCAAGUCGACCGCGCCUCCACCACAACAGAUCCUGGUCGAUCCUUCAACCACUGCCAGUGACUGCACCCGCCCUUCACCUUCACGGCAGACUGCUCCUCGCUCGAGUUCUACGUGAACAGCAAGCAACAUUCGAACGUCAAAUCUUCCUUCACCUCCUUGCGUCGCCCGCUGUCCACCGGCAAGACAAGACCAAACAAUUUCAAUCCACCCAAGGGCGUGAGGAUUCCCCCUUGUCCGACAGCACGGACCCGGCUCAGUCUCAGCCAAGUUUGUUUCACGAAUUCCCCGACUUCAGGUCUAUCGGCCUGGUUGCUCAAGGAGAGAAAAACAUCUUCUGCUUCGUCCAUGACUGCGCAAGUCUCGCGAGCAGCAGAAACAGUACUUGGAGGAACACAAUGAGAGCCGGGAGUGAAAACAAGAGCAGGCCCAGUUGCCUUCUUGCCUUUAUCGUGAAAUUGUCCCGGCGACCUCAUCCGGUCGCGUUCGAAGUUGGGUGAUUCACUCAGAGAUUUGCACCCCAACCGCGAGCAACCUAGCGACUCCCGCGAGUUAGACGUCUAUCUCAAUUGAGAAUCAUGCUCAUCGUGCCUCGGCGGCAGACCAACGCGAUGGAUCCUCCUCAAGACCGCAACAACUAUUUCCGUCGACCCAUAGAUACAGCCAGUCGCCAGUAUGCGAUCCCCUCGGCGCCCCCUAUGCCCGGCCAUGAGCGCCGGCAAUCUGGAGGCCUCAGCUAUGCUGAACACGAGAUGGUGAGGCAACGGAAAACACCACACGGCCGAUUCUUUGAGCAGGACACGGCUGCAAUCGACAAGGGUGUGCAGUUUCCUGCCUUCAAACAUGUCCUCCUCUCCUUAUCUCCUGAAUACCGGCGAACCUCGUCACUACCUCAGCAGUGGCCUGCACCCAUCCAGUCACAAUCAUAUAACCCUAACAUGCCUGCUUCGGACUUUGCAAGAGAUGGGCCGUAUAGUCAACAGUCGGAGUCCUAUGGAGCCUCCACUCCGUUCACCUACGCACCGGCAUGGGACUUUCCAGGCGGCCUUGAUUCUAUGCUCAAUCAGACCCUACCACUCCAAACAACGCAAAGAUACUAUGUCCAACACGGUACCAAUGUGCCUACAGUCCUUCCCACUGCUUUCCAUUCUCAAUUCGGUCCUACUGCCUCGGCGGGACAAGAAUUGUACGGACCGUACUGGCCAGACGGCACUUACAGUCCAUACCGUCCAGCAUCUAUCCGAGACAGUCGAGUAUUUCCGCGAGCGCCUGCUGAACGAUUUCCUCUGGACCAUCAUGUCUUAGAUCACCAUUUACUGAGGAAGGCUGGACGGUUCCCCGAGGGACAUGGCCAUGCUUAUGUCCAAAAUCGUCCAGAACAGUUCUUGACCGCACCCACCAAUUAUGUUCAGUCCCCAUCCUCGAAGUACAAUCAUACCCCGAAUGCCUAUCACAACUCACAGCACCCCUACCUUCAACCUUACUCUGGCCCUGCUCAAUCAACGCACAGCCCGUUGUCUAUAGGGAAGCCAGUAUUAACCCCUCUGGUUCCCGGACCCAGAUCAGACCGAAUUGCUUUCAGAGAUAAAGCCUUCGCUUCGGCCAAUGCAAGCUACACAGAGCUCUUGCAAAGCUUGCGGAAUGGCACAAGAGAGCGGCGUAACAGCACACAGGCGCGCUCUGAGACAAGUAAAGUGGCCAAGCCAGCGAUAUUUCCCCAACCACCUGUGAGGUCCGGUUCGCAUUUCCAGGAAGAUCCGAGCACUAAAUUCAGGCCCGCCCAAGAUCGCCCUAAUCUUCUAGGAUUUCGCACUGGUAGUCAGCGGCCGGUCCUUGACAACCCAUCUCGACCGCAGACAGCCAUCUUCAGACCCAACCAAGGUUAUAGCCACCAUGAUACUACAUCGUUUCGAGCACAGCCGGAAGCAAGCCAUACGUCUACUCAACAAUACCGUCCUGAACAAAGAUCGGCCCAAGUACGACAGUUUCGUGAAACAGCAAUACCGACUCCGGAUCUGCGGCCACCUUUUUACGAUCCAGUGGCGGCACUCCAAACAAUGGAACUGCUGUGUCAUGAGGCCGAGACACCAUGGGUGGACGGAAUGUUGCUAGCAGGUUGUCUUGCAUAUGGUCUUGGCAAGUAUGCCAAAGCCGAGGAGUGGUAUAGAGCAGUUCUGAGGCAGGAUCCUGGUCAUGUCGAAGCAGUCUCCAACCUCGCCGCAACAUGUCAUGCUCUUAAUCGCCGCGAAGACGCGCUCAAGUACUGGUCAGAUGCGGUCAGCUUACGGCCUAGUUACUUCGAGGCAGUUGAGCAUCUGAUUGGGUUGUUGUGCACUACCCACCGUGCAAGGGAGGCCGUCAGUGUGAUUGAAUACGUCGAAAGCGCCUUGCGCAUCCGUGAUGAAGACCUUCAAUCAAUUGGGGGAGAGUUGAGUGAUGCAGAAAGCGACAACAGGAGCCAUACUUCAAGUAUCGCCACCGUGGCUUCGCAUGACAAUAGUCACUACGAGUUCGAGACCGGUCUGAACAGUCAGCACUCACCAAGGGCCGAUGAGUCUCGAGCCCCCGGUUUUGGAUCAAGCGGCUAUGCAAUUUCUGGGGCUGAUAAUGGACGCAUGUUAGCUCUCAUCCAUGCCAAGGGGAAUAUGCUGUACUCUUUAGGGAACAAUCACGCGGCUGCAUCUGCCUUCGAAGACGCCAUCCUCAUCGCCACGGGCCAGAGAAAGCGCGGCAUUCAAGGGCUCAUCAAUGGCAUUCUCCGCGCUUGCCUUGGCAACAUUGAUGACCCAGACUACGUGAGCCUCAAACUCGAAGGGAGAGAUCCAAUACUGCUUGCCCCUGAACACGCCGAAGUCACCGCUAAACUGAUGUUCCCUCCUGAAGGAGGCCUUCCUGGGCUAGAGCACGUUUCUGUCCCCUGUGCCUUCCAGGCUGCGGUUGCCACCACCUCCAACUCUCUUCUUUCACUAGCGAAAAUAUACCAGGAUGGUAUGUGCAAUGCCACUCACAGUGGGAGUUUGAAGUCUCCCUCGACGCGAGAAAUACUUGCUUUGUAUUACCUAUCCCUCUCCCUCCAGCGCAGCCCAUCCACGGCCAACAAUGUUGGUAUCCUGCUUGCAAGUGUCCAGCAAACUGUACAUCCGGCCCACCUUGCCGAACCCAUUUUCGCCAAUUUUGCGUCAAUCCCCGGGGUGACGGGGGGAAGUGGAAUCCAGCUGGCCCUGAUGUACUACAAUUAUGGCCUCAAUCUCGACCCGAAGCACGCCCAUUUGUACACGAACCUUGGCAGUUUGCUCAAGGACAUAGGCCAACUUGGUGCCGCGAUCAAGAUGUACGAGCGGGCGGUGAGUUGUGAUGGCAACUUCGACAUUGCUCUUGCCAAUCUUGCCAAUGCGGUCAAGGAUCAAGGUCGAGUUGCCGACGCCAUUGUAUACUACCGACGAGCUGUGGCCGCAAACCCUGACUUUGCAGAGGCUGUCUGCGGCCUCGCCACUGCGUUGAAUUCGGUUUGCAGUUGGCAUGGUCGCGGGGGAAUAUGUGCGGGUGAUGGACUACGUGAUCGACUCCAUGUGGACGACGAGGGCAUGAAGCACACACCAUCCCGGCCCUACGGAUGGAUCAACCGGGUGGUGGAGAUUGUCGAUAAGCAACUCAAAGACGGCGAGACCUGGGGCUGUGGGACUUUGACCCCUUCAAUAAUUGACUCUCUGGCAGCGCAGUUGACCCUUCACCGACAAUCAUCAACGGACAACCGACGGGUCCAGUCACUGGAACUUGUGCGGCAGGCACUUCGAACUUGGUCCGGACAAAAGUGGGAAGGGUCACGCGUUGUCCGCCUCGUUGAGCGAGCCAUCCGGGAGAUUGGGUGGCACUGGUACCAGGAUCGGUAUAAGCAUCGAAAAGAGUAUUCGGUCCGGAAGUAUUAUCGACCACAGUUGCCGAGCUCAUUGUCAGCUCCUACGGCACCAACUGUACUCCCGUUCCACACUUUCACAGCACCUUUGUCAGCAAAACAGAUCCGUCAGAUAUCACAAAGGAAUGCCCUCCGCAUAUCAGUGUGCGCACUUCGCUCUGCGUGGCUCCCAGCUACCGUGUUUCCACCACCUGCGCCCCCCAAUCCUUGCCUGAAUGUUGGCUACGUUAGUUCCGAUUUUAAUAACCAUCCUCUCGCGCAUUUGAUGCAAUCGGUCUUUGGCCUUCACGACCCGACUCGAGUGAAAGCAAUCUGCUACGCCACUACAGCUUCUGAUGGUUCUGUUCAUCGACAACAAAUCGAACGCGAGGCUCCAGUGUUUUAUGAUGCCUCGUCAUGGAGCGUUGAACAACUGGUGAACCAGAUUGUCCGCGACAAUGUCCACAUCCUGGUCAACCUCAACGGAUAUACCCGGGGAGCACGCAACGAGGUCUUUGCCGCUCGACCAGCUCCGAUACACAUGUCAUUUAUGGGGUUUGCGGGCACUCUAGGAGCCGAGUGGUGCGACUAUGUCUUUGCCGACAUGAUCUCUGUGCCUCCAGACACGCUUUCUCCGUGGCGACGGAACGUAACCAUUGAUGACCGGCUCCGACCCGAUUCACUGGUGGAAGAUGAAGAAGAUUGGAUGUACGCAGAGAACCUUAUCUUCGCCCGAGAUACCUUCUUCUGUGUCGACCACAAACAAAGUGCCCCGGAUGUCGGGAAGGGGGCUCCAAGCUUGCGAGACCCUAUCAGUCGUGAGCUUGCCUGGAAAGAGGAGCAGGAUAAACGAUGGAAGAUGAGAAAGGAACUCUUCCCGACCCUCUCCGAUACCGCUGUGAUCCUGGGCAACUUCAACCAGUUGUACAAGAUUGACCCGGCCACAUUCGACAUGUACCUGCAAAUUUUGAAAAUGGUGCCCAACGCGAUUUUAUGGUUGUUACGGUUCCCUGAUCUGGGAGAGCAGAAACUACUUCAAUAUGCCCGCGAUUGGGCCAGCCCGGAAGUGGCGUCGCGGAUUGUGUUUACAGACGUUGCAGCCAAGGGGACGCAUAUUAUGCGUGCAUCAGUGGUUGAUUUGUUUCUAGACACUCCCGAAUGUAACGCCCACACCACGGCCGCCGAUGUCAUCUGGUCGGGGACUCCGAUCCUCACCUGGGGCAAAUGGAAGUAUAAGAUGUGCAGUCGGAUGGCUGGAAGCAUUGUGGCCAGUGCGCUUCCAGAGGGACGGGAAGGGGACGAGGCGCGCCGGGACUUGCUGGUCAACAGUGAGAAGGAAUACAUUGAUGCCGCGAUUGAGUUGGCUCAAGGCCUAGAAUAUCCGCCUACGGCUGCAUCCUCUCCAGGUUCCCCCUCUGCCGGACAAAAGGUCGGGCAUGGCAAAGGACGACUGGUGGAUCUUCGACGAAUGCUUUGGGAAGGGCGGUGGACCAGUCGGCUCUUCGACACCAAGCGCUGGGUCCGGGAUGUCGAACUGGCCUAUUGGGCGGCAUGGGAGAAGUGGGAAAGGGGAGAAGGAGGCGAUAUCUGGCUACGCAACGCACGCAGGUGAAAGAAGGAAGGGAUAACUCAACAGCAGGGUGAGGUGGUGUCAUAGACUUUGACGAGUUUUCUUUCUUCGGCUCGAACAUCACCGAAAGGAGGUCAGCCUGAUCAGACAGGAGUUGAGGUGAAGCACAGCUCUUUAGUUUUGUUUUUGAAAUUUCUUUUCUACCACGAAAAACAAUACUGGACUGAUUGUCUUGUCUGUCUUGUGCAUGAGAGGAGAGACUGACACUGUGACUCGAGCGAUGAUGAAUUGAAGAUACAUACACGGCACACAGAGAGAGAGAGACACAAACAUUGCUCUGUGAUGCUAUCCAGCGGUACCUACUACCUUAUCUAGGUACUAUACGACUUUAUGAUGAAUGACAAUUAUCUUAUUCUUGAGUUAUGCUAUGUUCUUUCUCGGCAAUUGACCCUGGAUGCUACGAUGUACGGACGAGAAAUGCGAAGAGGACGAGGAGAGGGGGAUCAAUCUCAGUAACAUAACAUACUAGUAGAGCAGGCUGCAGGCUGCAGAAUGGAUAUAUCCAAGCGGUGGUAGUAUUUAUUAUGUACUGGCUGUACAUACUGUAUAUACACCUACAGAGGUGAUGUCCGUACCUACUGUAAGGUACUUGGAUAUCGGGAGGCACGGUACCAGGGCUCGGAACCAGUUACCUGUGGUAGCUCUCUCUGCGACUUUCUGUCUAUACAGUACCUAUGCAGAGGUAUAUUGUGACUGAUCUCAGCUCAGAGUCACUCCAGUACAAGGAAGGAUAUUAUUCAUGAUCUCCC